AUGAUAUCCGUCACCCAGGUAGUCCUCUUACUCUCCGUGAUAGGAGCUGUAGGACUCUUGACGGUCUACGGAGCCGUGGUGAUUUUCUCCCACACCCCACGCAGGGUAGUGGCGUCGGAAUUGAAGUACAAGACCACGGGAGACGAAGAAGGAGAAUUACCUCCCACCGCCAACGCGGGCAUCAAGAGAGACCAUGAGGGUAUCGUGUUGAGUGUGGUGAUCCCGUGCUACAACGAAAGAAAGAGAUUGGGCACCAUGUUGGACGAAAGUCUUCCGUUUUUGCAGCGCAAGUUCAGAAACCAAUACGAAGUGUUGAUCGUGGACGACGGCAGCAACGACGGUACUGGCGACUACGCGCUCCAAAAGGCAGUGGAGCACGGUUUAGCUCCCCACGUCAUGAGAGUGGUCACUUUGGCCCACAACAGGGGUAAGGGAGGAGCCGUGGCCCACGGUUUAUUGCAUGUUCGAGGCGAAUACGGAUUAUUUGUGGAUGCUGACGGAGCCACCCAGUUCAGCGACCUUGAUGGGUGGACUGACCAGUUGGGCACCACCGCCCCGGGGGUGGUGGUGGGCUCACGUGCCCACAUGGUCAAUACUGAUGCUGUGGUCAAGAGAACGUUCAUCAGAAACUUGUUGAUGCGUGGGUUGCAUGUGUUGGUUUACAUCUUCGGGGUCAGAAGUGUGAGGGACACCCAGUGCGGAUUCAAAUUGUUCAACUACGACGCCAUCCGCUUGAUCUUCCCCAACUUGCACAACGAGAGGUGGAUUUUUGAUGUGGAGGUGUUGUUGUUGGCCGAGAUGCAGGGCAUUCCAAUCACUGAAAAUGCGGUUUGCUGGAAGGAAAUCGACGGCUCCAAGGUCAACUUGGCCAAGGAUUCCAUUGACAUGGCCGUGGAUUUGGUCAUCACCCGGCUUGCGUACUUGUUUGGGAUCUAUAAGGUCGAGGGCAAAAAGGAUGUCUAG
This is a messenger RNA of Suhomyces tanzawaensis NRRL Y-17324, 963 nucleotides long. RefSeq names its product dolichyl-phosphate beta-glucosyltransferase (gene ALG5). Bases 1 to 963 code for a protein of 320 amino acids. NCBI's taxonomy places the organism in Eukaryota, Fungi, Ascomycota, Pichiomycetes, Serinales, Debaryomycetaceae. The record is from RefSeq and is a predicted model, not a curated record. The transcript has a single exon. Gene Ontology annotation, cellular component: endoplasmic reticulum membrane.